CACCACUGUCACCUACGUGUUCACUGACACGGCUGGAAACGAGCCAUCUGCUUCCUUUGAUGUUGAUGUGACACCAGACUACAUCAGCCCUUUCUUUACCUUCUGCCCGACUGAAAUCACAACCUACGCUGAGAACGGUGGGACGACUGCAACUGUAGACUGGACGUUACCGACGGUCACAGACAACUCUGGGGUCACCCCUGAGGUCACCUCGACCUAUGAACCGAAUUCAGUCUUCAACGUGGGCAACACCUUUGUAACAUAUACUGCUAGUGAUGAGUCAGGCAACGGGGCUUCUUGUGUCUUCGUCGUCAGCGUAAUCGAGUGUUCAUUAACGAUCUCCAGCUGCUCAAAUGGAGGAACAUUAGAUCCUGACUUCUGUGAAUGUGUCUGUCCAGAGGAUUACACUGGAGAAACCUGCGAGGCACCUAAUCCUUGCUUGGAAACCCCAAGCUUAUGCACGACGGAGAUUGGGAAGUAUUGCGUUCCAGAUGAUAGCGUAGUUGGUUACGCUUGCCAGUGUAGGGACUAUGAUGGCUUUAUUGCAAACAGUGAUGGUGCAUGCACAGAAACGCCGACCUUAAAGAUUGGUGGGGUAACAAUAAACUUGCCAUUCACCUCUGGACUGACAAACCAACAGAGCAGUGCAUUUAAAGAGAUGGCUUCCAAGUUUAUUACAGAGAUGACACGUCUAUUCGGUAGCAAAGAAGCAACAAGAUCCUUUUUGUCCUUGAGCGUCCUCAGCUUCUCAGAGGGUAGUGUAGUCGCUGAAAUGUCAGCAUCAUUCCCCAGUGGUUCAACUCUACCAAGAAUAACAGAUAUCAUGGAUGCAUUGGCAGAGGGUACAAUUUCAGAUGGUUCCUCCGACUACCCCAUUGACUCAUCAGCUCUUGUAGUUGAAGGCACUGGUGGCGCUGACACCACCAUACCCGUCAUCAGUGGCUGUCCCUCUGGGGCCUCAGGUGUACUGUCAACACAAGGAGCUAUUGUAUCAUGGGUUGAGCCCACUGCAACGGAUAACGAUGGACAAGUAGUAGAUGUCUCCAGAUCUCAUGCUCCAUCUACUGCCUUCAGCGCUGGAAGCACAACUGUCACCUACGUGUUCACUGACACGGCUGGAAACGAGGCCAUCUGCUCCUUUGAUGUUGAUGUGACACCAGACUACAUCAGCCCUUUCUUUACCUUCUGCCCGACUGAAAUCACAACCUACGCUGAGAACGGUGGGACGACUGCAACUGUAGACUGGACGUUACCGACGGUCACAGACAACUCUGGGGUCACCCCUGAGGUCACCUCGACCUAUGAACCGAAUUCAGUCUUCAACGUGGGCAACACCUUUGUAACAUAUACUGCUAAUGAUGAGUCAGGCAACGGGGCUUCUUGUUUCUUCGUCGUCAGCGUAAUCGAGUGUUCAUUAACAAUCUCCAGCUGCUCAAAUGGAGGAACAUUGGAUCCUGACUUCUGUGAAUGUGUCUGUCCAGAGGAUUACACUGGAGAAACCUGCGAGGCACUUAAUCCUUGCUUGGAAACCCCAAGCUUAUGCACGACGGAGAUUGGGAAGUAUUGCGUUCCAGAUGAUAGCGUAGUUGGUUAUGCUUGCCAGUGUAGAGACUAUGAUGGCUUUAUUGCAAACAGUGAUGGUUCAUGCACAGAAACGCCGACCUUAAAGAUUGGUGGGGUAACAAUAAACUUGCCAUUCACCUCUGGACUGACAAACCAACAGAGCAGUGCAUUUAAAGAGAUGGCUUCCAAGUUUAUUACAGAGAUGACCCGUCUAUUCGGUAGCAAAGAAGCAACAAGAUCCUUUUUGUCCUUGAGCGUCCUCAGCUUCUCAGAGGGUAGUGUAGUCGCUGAAAUGUCAGCAUCAUUCCCCAGUGGUUCAACUCUACCAAGAAUAACAGAUAUCAUGGAUGCAUUGGCAGAGGGUACAAUUUCAGAUGGUUCCUCCGACUACCCCAUUGACUCGUCAGCUCUUGUAGUUGAAGGCACUGGUGGUGCUGACACCACCAUACCCGUCAUCAGUGGCUGUCCCUCUGGGGCCUCAGGUGUACUGUCAACACAAGGAGCUAUUGUAUCAUGGGUUGAGCCCACUGCAACGGAUAACGAUGGACAAGUAGUAGAUGUCUCCAGAUCUCAUGCUCCAUCUACUACCUUCAGCGCUGGAAGCACAACUGUUACCUACGUGUUCACUGACACGGCUGGAAAUGAGGCCAUCUGCUCCUUUGAUGUUGAUGUGACACCAGACUACAUCAGCCCUUUCUUUACCUUCUGCCCGACUGAAAUCACAACCUACACUGAGAACGGUGGGACGACUGCAACUGUAGACUGGACGUUACCGACGGUCACAGACAACUCUGGGGUCACCCCUGAGGUCACCUCGACCUAUGAACCGAAUUCAGUCUUCAACGUGGGCAACACCUUUGUAACAUAUACUGCUAGUGAUGAGUCAGGCAACACGGCUUCUUGUUUCUUCGUCGUCAGCGUAAUCGAGUGUUCAUUAACGAUCUCCAGCUGCUCAAAUGGAGGAACAUUGGAUCCUGACUUCUGUGAAUGUGUCUGUCCAGAGGAUUACACUGGAGAAACCUGCGAGGCACUUAAUCCUUGCUUGGAAACCCCAAGCUUAUGCACAACUGAGAUUGGGAAGUAUUUCGUUACAGAUGAUAGCGUAGUUGGUUAUGCUUGCCAGUGUAGAGACUAUGAUGGCUUUAUUACAAACAGUGAUGGUUCAUGCACAGAAACGCCGACCUUAAAGAUUGGUGGGGUAACAAUAAACUUGCCAUUCACCUCUGGACUGACAAACCAACAGAGCAGUGCAUUUAAAGAGAUGGCUUCCAAGUUUAUUACAGAGAUGACCCGUCUAUUCGGUAGCAAAGAAGCAACAAGAUCGUUUUUGUCCUUGAGCGUCCUCAGCUUCUCAGAGGGUAGUGUAGUCGCUGAAAUGUCAGCAUCAUUCCCCAGUGGUUCAACUCUACCAAGAGUAACAGAUAUCAUGGAUGCAUUGGCCGAGGGGACAAUUUCAGAUGGUUCAACCGACUACCCCAUUGACUCGUCAGCUCUUGUAGUUGAAGGCACUGGUGGUGCCGACACCACCAUACCCGUCAUCAGUGGCUGUCCCUCUGGGGCCUCAGGUGUACUGUCAACACAAGGAGCUAUUGUAUCAUGGGUUGAGCCCACUGCAACGGAUAACGAUGGACAAGUAGUAGAUGUCUCCAGAUCUCAUGCUCCAUCUACUACCUUCAGCGCUGGAAGCACAACUGUUACCUACGUGUUCACUGACACGGCUGGAAACGAGGCCAUCUGCUCCUUUGAUGUUGAUGUGACACCAGACUACAUCAGCCCUUUCUUUACCUUCUGCCCGACUGAAAUCACAACCUACGCUGAGAACGGUGGGACGACUGCAACUGUAGACUGGACGCUACCGACUGUCACAGACAACUCUGGGGUCACCCCUGAGGUCACCUCGACCUAUGAACCGAAUUCAGUCUUCAACGUGGGCAACACCUUUGUAACAUAUACUGCUAGUGAUGAGUCAGGCAACGUGGCUUCUUGUUUCUUCGACGUCAACGUUAUUGAGUGUUCAUUAACGAUCUCCAGCUGCUCAAAUGGAGGAACAUUGGAUCCUGACUUCUGUGAAUGUGUCUGUCCAGAGGAUUACACUGGAGAAACCUGCGACGCACUUAAUCCUUGCUCGGAAACCCCAAGCUUAUGCACAACUGAGAUUGGGAAGUAUUGCGUCCCAGAUGAUAGCGUGGCUGGUUACGCUUGCCAGUGUAGAGACUAUGAUGGCUUUAUUGCAAACAGUGAUGGUUCAUGCACAGAAACGCCGACCUUAAAGAUUGGUGGGGUAACAAUAAACUUGCCAUUCACCUCUGGACUGACAAACCAACAGAGCAGUGCAUUUAAAGAGAUGGCUUCCAAGUUUAUUACAGAGAUGACACGUCUAUUCGGUAGCAAAGAAGCAACAAGAUCCUUUUUGUCCUUGAGCGUUCUAAGCUUCUCAGAGGGUAGUGUAGUUGCUGAAAUGUCAGCAUCAUUCCCCAGUGGUUCAACUCUACCAAGAAUAACAGAUAUCAUGGAUGCAUUGGCCGAGGGGACAAUUUCAGAUGGUUCCACCGACUACCCCAUUGACUCGUCAGCUCUUGUAGUUGAAGGCACUGGUGGCGCUGACACCACCAUACCCGUCAUCAGUGGCUGUCCCUCUGGGGCCUCAGGUGUACUGUCAACACAAGGAGCUAUUGUAUCAUGGGUUGAGCCCACUGCAACGGAUAACGAUGGACAAGUAGUAGAUGUCUCCAGAUCUCAUGCUCCAUCUACUACCUUCAGCGCUGGAAGCACAACUGUUACCUACGUGUUCACUGACACGGCUGGAAACGAGGCCAUCUGCUCCUUUGAUGUUGAUGUGACACCAGACUUCGUAAACCCUGUGUUUACCUCCUGCCCGAGUGACAUCACAACCUCUGCGCAGAGCGGCGGUACAGCAACUGUAGACUGGACGGUACCGACGGCCACAGACAACUCUGGGGUCACUCCUCAGCUCACCUCGAACCACGACCCGAAUUCAGUCUUCAACCUUGGCACCACCUCAGUUCAAUACACUGCAAGUGAUGGUUCAGACAACUCGGCAUCUUGUUUCUUUGAUGUCAAUGUUAUCGAUAUUGAUGGACCAACGGUCACCUGUCCGAGCGAUGAGUCUUUUACGAAUGUAGCGUCAGGAAUGAGUAGUGCUCAGAUCCUUUGGUCAGCAUCGCCCUCGGCCAGUGAUAUUGUGGAUGGUACCAUUGGAGCUAAUGCCAUUACAUGUGAAGAUGGUAAUUCCAUGACGGUAACGUCUGGAGACAGCUAUAAGAUAGGUAUAACGACAGUGACAUGCACAGCAUCUGAUUCAGCCAUGAAUCAAGGAUCAUGUCAAUUUGACAUAACUGUUGAGUGUUCAAUUUCCGCCUCGGAUUGUUCAAAUGGAGGAGCAUUUGAUAACGAUUUCUGUGAAUGUCUCUGUCUAGCGGAUUACUCCGGAGAAACCUGCGAUGAUUUUAACCCUUGCUUGUUAGACACCAGCUUAUGCACGAUGGAGAUUGGGAAGUAUUGCGUUCCAGAAGAUAGCGUAGUUGGUUACGCUUGCCAGUGUAGAGACUAUGAUGGCUUUAUUGCCAACAGUGAUGGUUCAUGCUCAGAAACACCGACCUUAAAGAUUGGUGGGCUUAAAAUAGAUGAGCAGUUUACUCCUGCCCUGGAGAACCGUCGCAGCCGUGCUUUCCAAGAUUUGUCUUCAACCUUUAUUAAUGGGAUGAAAAGUAUAUUCAGUGGGUCACCAGCUACAGCUUCCGUGUCGUCCUUGAGCGUCCUAAGCUUCUCGGAGGGUAGUGUAAUCGCUGCAAUGUCAGCAUCAUUCCCCAUUAAUUCAUCCGUGCCCAAUGUUACAAACAUCAUGGAUGCAGUGGCCAGUGGAUCCUCAAACUUCAGUGUUGACGCGUCAUCUCUGAUUGUUGAAGAUAUUGAUAGCUGUAAGGUCUCUCCAUGCUUGAAUGGAGGCACAUGUAAUAAUACUAUUGCCAACUUCACCUGUACUUGUGCACCUGGAUUCGGCGGAGAAACAUGUGAAAUUGUUGAUCGACCACCAACGUUCAAUUCCUGUCCAUCCAACAUGUUUGUAAACACCACACUGAAUGAGGACUUUGCAGUGGUGACAUGGCCCGUUCCAAUGGCUGUGGAUGACAAUGGCUCACCCAUCGUCGUUGAACAGAAUGGAUAUAACACAGGAAGACGCUUUAAUAUUGGGCAGUGGAUGGUCAUGUAUGUGGUCACUGAUUCCAUUGGGCAGACUGCCUCAUGUGAUUUUAGUGUCACUGUUACAGAUAACGAGAAGCCAGUGUUCAUGAAUUGCCCGACUGACAUCACUCGGGUGACGACAGCAGGCUCUAUGGUUGCUGUGAGCUGGAAUCCACCCUCCUCAUCGGAUAACUCUGGGGAGUACAGCAUGACGGUGAAUGACAAUCACGUAUCUGGAGAUACAUUCGCUAUUGGGGUGUACAACGUCAUCUACACAGCUAUGGAUCCAAGCGGAAACGCAGAGACUUGUGUGUUUGUCAUUACCAUUGAGGAGGAUAUGCCUCCUGUGUUUUCCUCCUGUCCUCGAAGCACCACAGUUAGAACGAAGAUUGGAGAGGCAUUUGCCAAUGUUGGCUUCUCCUACCCAGGACCAACAGACGACCGAAGCAACCCAGUCCUGAUGGGCUCUCAUGCACCAGGCUCGCAGUUCCCUCUCGGUGACACUGAAGUUGUAUACACAGCUUAUGAUUCCGCCGGGCAAUCGACAGAGUGUGUGUUUGUCAUUACUGUGGAAGUUGAUCGACCACCAACGUUCAAUUCCUGUCCAUCCAACAUGUUUGUAAACACCACGCUGAAUGAGGACUUUGCAGUGGUGACAUGGCCCGUUCCAAUGGCUGUGGAUGACAAUGGCUCACCCAUCGUCGUUGAACAGAAUGGAUAUAACACAGGAAGACGCUUUAAUAUUGGGCAGUGGAUGGUCAUGUAUGUGGCCACUGAUUCCAUUGGGCAGACUGCCUCAUGUGAUUUUAGUGUCACCGUUACAGAUAACGAGAAGCCAGUGUUCAUGAAUUGCCCGACUGACAUCACUCGGGUGACGACAGCAGGCUCUAUGGUUGCUGUGAGCUGGAAUCCACCCUCCUCAUCGGAUAACUCCGGGGAAUACAGCAUGACGGUGAAUGACAAUCACGUAUCUGGAGAUACAUUCGCUAUUGGGGUGUAUAACGUCAUCUACACAGCUAUGGAUCCAAGCGGAAACGCAGACACUUGUGUGUUUGUCAUUACCAUUGAGGAGGACAUGCCUCCUGUGUUUUCCUCCUGUCCUCGAAGCACCACAGUUAAAACGGACCCAGGAGAGGCCUUCGCAACGGUUAGCUUCUCCUACCCAGGACCAACAGACGACCGAAGCAACCCAGUCCUGAUGGGCUCUCAUGCACCAGGCACGCAGUUCCCUCUCGGCGACACUGAAGUUGUAUACACAGCUUAUGAUUCCGCCGGGCAAUCGACAGAGUGUGUGUUUGUCAUCACUGUGGAAGAUCGUGGCGAUCCAAUCGUCAUGAACUGCCCAACAGAUAUCACCAUCUACGUGCUGUCAGCAAGUUCUGAAGCCGCAGCAUUCUGGACCCUUCCGACUGCGAAUGACACAAGUACUGUUACAUUGAGUUCCAACAAAGACCCUGGGGAUCUGUUUGGGUCUGGUACAACCAAGGUGACCUAUACAGCUACCGAUGCUACUGACAAUGAAGACAGCUGCUCUUUCUCAGUAACUGUCCAAGAAACAAAUCCGACCUAUGAAACUGAUGGUACUGUUGAGCUGGUCAGGAUUGCAAACACUAGUUCCUCAUCAUUUACUCAAAGCUUUGUGGAUGCAGCAACCGAUGACUUGAUAGCAGACUUGGACAAAUUGUUUCGACUGAGUUCUGUGGCUGCAAACUUCAUUGGAAUCACUCUGGAUAUCGCCAGCCUAUCUAACGACAACAAAGCAACUGUAAAGUUUAUCAUUUCUUUCAUUGGAUCUCCACCUCCGAAUGAUACUGACAUAGUUAAUGCAUUUACGUCUUCUCUGACCGGUGUCUCCGCCGACGAGUUUGAUACAGGCAAUGCUGUUACAGUGGGUUCAUUCUUGUUGAGCCAGCAAGACUGUCGACAAAUACCUUGUCAGAAUGACGGCACAUGUGCACUUCAAGGAAGCUCAUAUACCUGCUCGUGUACUGCAUCCUGGUCUGGUGACACUUGUGAACAAGAUGUUAAUGAGUGUCUUACCACUCCUUGUGCAUCGGACCGUGUAUGUAUCAACACAUUGGGUAGUUACAUCUGUGGCUGUGCUUCCGGAUUCUUCCUGGUUGGUGACUCCUGUAUUUCCGUGUCUCAGUUCAGUGGUUCGUUUGCAAUCACUCGUAUCGGCGCUCAAAGGGCAGUUUUCAGUGCUGCUUUGGAUGACGCAUCUUCCCAGGAAUACCAGAGUGUUGUCAGUGACGUCACAGCAGUGCUGGAUGGAAUUUUCUCAACUGAGCCCUCCUUCAUAGAAUCUCAAGUCCUGGGCAUGUCCAGUGGCAGCAUCAUGGUGGAAUACCUCCUCAUCUUUGCCUCGGAUACCGAGUUGAACGAAGAUGCGGUUACCAAGCAGAUGAGCGCCAGCGUGUCCGGUGAUGGGGAGAUGGCCAAUAGUGAUAUCUACAUCAGACCAUCCUCACUCACUGUUGCUAUUGAAAUUUGUCCGUAUGGCUUCUGCAAAAAUAGUGGAACUUGUUCACCGGACCCUGUAACGUAUGAAAGUACAUGCACGUGUUCCAGUCCUUACUCUGGGGACCGCUGCGAGAUCACCGAUGUCUGGUCACCGAUCGUCAUUGCCAUGGUAGCAACCGCUGGGGUGCUCAGCAUUGUCCUGAUUGCUCUCUUCUUUGCCUGUUGCUUCUUCCUCGGCAAACGUCUUGACGAAAAAGAACCCAAGUACCCAGGUAUCUACGACAUUGAGCAGCGAGACUCGUACAACUCGUCACUUCCAUCCAAGAAGCAGAGCCGAUCAUCGAAUGCUCCGCCGUCUCAGCCAUCUGGACGUAGGAUUCAGACAAGCUUUGCCGCUUCAGUUGAUCUUGAUGCCGGUAGCUAUAGACGAUAUGAUGAUGACUUGGCCGAUGAGUCGUUUGUUAACCACGUCUUUGACAUUCAGAGUCUUCGCCAGCAAUCUUUGGGCUAUACAGACGAUGUGCCUCGUGACUACCCAAUGGUAACAUUUAUGCACCCUUACAUUGCAACAGGACAAGAAGCCUCUAAGCAGUUAAAUGCUGCCCAAGGAAGACGACUCAAUGACGACGCAGACUACUUCUAGAUGGUUUCGCAAGACAUCACCACAUAAAUAUACCGGAGUCUCAUUACAUGUUGUUCUAUACAAUGACCGUUACCACCGUGUUUCUCAAAAGAUAUUAAACACUUUUGAAAUGGCUGUCAAAUAAAAAAAAAUUAUGAUUCUGGGGGAAAAGGUUGAGAUGUACGGAUAGCUAAUGGAUUAAACUCUCAUUAUGACACCGAAAAGUCCGAAAAUAAUUCAUGAUUGGGUGAGCACUGCUCACUGAAGAAUAGGUAGCCGAAACUUUGGGGUGACACUUGUGUGGAUCACUAUAUUCUACUUUUAAAAUAUCUUUCUAAUCCUAUGCAUUCUAUAACAAACGGUUAAAUACGCUUUCCAAAGAUCAACUCGACCGAUCGAAGGCAAUGUGUUCCUUUAAGUGAAUGCAGAUACUGGAGUCCUGCCUCCUUUGGAACGCACUAUUCCAACUGACAUCAUGUUUUAUAAGUGUUUCAAGUUUUUAAUGUAUUCAGGAGUAUAGUGUUUUAUCUGUUGAAGGUCUUACUUUUUUAAGGUGUGAUUAUUUAUAAGGUUCAACUAACAUGUUUUAUUUAUGGUAGUUUAUUUGUAGAUAAUGUCCAACCAUUGAUUUAAUUCAAUUAUUACUGUAUUCUGAAUCUCCCAUAGCUUAGGUUGGAAUGUUUCUUUACGUAAUUUAAUACUUUUAAAAAGUAUAAAACUUAGAAGUUCAUCGAAAAAGUUACAGAUCAGAACCACUCGUUUAUAAAAUAAGUCAAUUCACUUUUUUAUCAACCAAAUUACUUAUAGUAUUUCUGUAUUUUUUACACAUUCUCACGUUUCAUUCUUUAUUUCACUGUUGGCAGUCAUUGCCCAUUGGUAAUUUUAUUUACUGUAUUCCUAAUAAUUUUUUUUUUUUUUUCGUGUGUCUAGUUUUUUUAAUUAAGUUUUGUAACACAUGUAUCCUCAUUUUUUUAACAGUUAUUUUAAGCUUUGUAACACGUGUAGCCUAAUUGUCUUACCAAUUAUACUAUUUAUUACUUAUAAUUGCUUGUGUAAAUCACAUCCAGUUUGGAUGUGAUUCAAGAAGUGGGAUGCUAAUAAAAUGAGAUCAAAGGAAAUGUAAUUAAUUUAAA
Asterias rubens (European starfish) is the source of this 9984-nucleotide messenger RNA. RefSeq names its product mucin-17-like. Gene Ontology annotation, molecular function: calcium ion binding. The annotation marks the transcript as partial. NCBI's taxonomy places the organism in Eukaryota, Metazoa, Echinodermata, Asteroidea, Forcipulatida, Asteriidae. The record is from RefSeq and is a predicted model, not a curated record. The transcript is spliced from 51 exons.